GCCUACUUUUACUCUGCAGAGACCUCAUCAGAUGUGCUCUGCGGCGCUCCGUCAUGACGUCAUGACGCUCGGCGUGCGAACGUGAGAUCAGCAGAACCUUGUGAAGACAAACUGGACUGCAGUAAGGUGAAGCUGUGCACACAUUAUGGCGAGUGUGCUGUGCAGGAGGGUGAGACAGGUGAGUCAGUCGUCUGUGGGUCACACACUGGCUCAGAGGAUCGUGGCUGUCAGAGGUUUUUCAGCCGCGGGUUCGUCUGGAUCAGAUGAGCCGUAUAUAGCUGUGCCAUCUCGAAACUCAGGUCCCAGGACAGUGUGGCCAGAUGAGACCAUGGGUCCGUUCGGGCCUCAGGAUCAGCGCUUCCAGUUGCCAGGCAAUGUGGGUUUCGACUGUCACCUGAAGGGUUCCGGGUUACAGAUGAAGGGGCUGGUUCACAGGACGGUCCCGGAUGUUUUAACCGCCCCAUCCAGCACAGAGAGACACGAGUUCAUCCUCUCUCAGUUUGUGAAUGAGUAUCAGGGUGCGGCGCAGAGAGUCAGUAAAGCUGAACACUAUUUCAGUCAGUCAGAUGUGGAGUGCUCCAUGCGUUCCUGUCCAGAGCUGCUGAAGAAAGAGCUGGAGCUGUUUUUCCCAGUGCUGCCUGCGAGUCCCAUCACUGUCGUCACCGUAACACAGAGGAAGCAGAAGACGGCCACAGAAGAUCAGAACCAAGAUCAACAGAAACUACUAGAUCAUUUUGUCAGAGGUGCUAAAGAAAUCUGCUUCACUCUGUGGAGAGGGGGAUACUGGGCCGAUUUCAUCAAUCCACUGUCAGGAAAAGCUUUUUUUGGCGCUCAGACGCCGGACUCUAUUCUACAGCGUCACGCUGGUUUUCACAUCGAGGACCUGGCGGCGUGUACGGUCAUACGACACGUCUUCAAGGAGACGUCCACGUUCGUCUUAACACUCAUCACUAACGCACCUUCCAACAGUCUGAUCAUGGAGAAACUUCAGGGACACGCCAGCGCCUCAGAGGACACGGACUGACGGACGUUUGCAAACCUGAGCCAAAUCUACGUUCUGAUUCUUUUAGAAGAGAUUUUUGAAUAAAACUUGCUGGUUGUGAUGUUACAAAAUGAGCUUUUGAGAGUAACUGCGGUUGUGAGCGGAUUUAAAAAAAAACAGCAAAAAUGAUAAUUUAUUAAAAAAAAUAAUAAUUUGAACACAGAUGUGAAUCCACAUGGUGCUUUACAAAACAUCAGCAGCCUUUGAGAGAACAUACUGUGUGUAAAACGUCGUCUAGAGUCGGGACAUCUGAAACAGAGGAAACCCAACCAGUGCCACAAUGACUAACAAGAUUUUUUUAUUUAUUUUUUGGUAAACAAAUCACAAUUUUAGUACAAUAGAAUAUUAUUGGAUGAACGGUUCGACUUCUACCAGCGAUUGCAGAAGUUCCAGAAUGAACGAGUGGAAAAGUGGGAAGAAUUCCUCAUGUUCCUUCAGCUUUACGAUGAGACUGUGAAAUGCAACACAAACACCAACUGUCUGCAGUUUACAAAUGAAUAAAGGAGCCUUUUUGGGGUAAAAUAAAAUGUUUCCUGAAACCCACUCCUGCAACUUGACAAAGCAAUCGCAUAUUUCCAAAUUUAGGUUCUUUUAAAUUAAAAAGUGUUACGUCCUUGGGCGUAAUUUAAGGUGUUAUUUGUGCAGUGUUUUGUCUCCCUAUUCUCUCUACGCCAUUUCAAAAGCUUAAUGAAGAUCAGCUGGUUCUGGUUGUCAUCAAUCACCGGGUUCCUCUGAUUGGCUACUGGAGGGGAAGCUUGUGGAUAAAAGCUGAAGACUCCAUCUGAAGUGUGCCCUUUACUGCCUCUGGAGACUUUUCAUCCUGCCUCAGACCAUAGCUUGUGUGCUAGUUGUUUGUUUACAUAGUUGUUGGUGUACAUAGUUGUUGGUGUAUACAGUUUGAAACGUUGGAGAGUUGUGGUUUAUUUGUUUUUGUACAAGUAAGCUCCCAAGGGGUAGACCUAAAGUUGAAAGUUUAAUUAAUUUUGGAGCCGUAGGGAGGAGGACGCCAUUUCUUUUAUUGUCCAUGUUUUCACCUGUUUUUGGGCUAGAAAGGGAGUAAGGUAAGACUUUUGUUGUUUAUUUUGGAUUUUGUUUUGAGAGAUUAGAAAGUACUCCUUUUUGUAAGUUAGAUCUGUUAUGUUUGUUAUUUUGGCCUGGUCCCCUCCUGAAGUUUAUUUUUGCUCCAUGCUAAGCAUCUUUCCUUGAGUUUGUCAAAUAAACCAGAAUUCUAGACUGUGA
This is a messenger RNA of Carassius gibelio (silver crucian carp), 2281 nucleotides long. RefSeq names its product metabolism of cobalamin associated Da (gene mmadhca). Gene Ontology annotation, biological process: cobalamin metabolic process. Lineage: Eukaryota; Metazoa; Chordata; Actinopteri; Cypriniformes; Cyprinidae. Gene Ontology annotation, cellular component: mitochondrion. The transcript is spliced from 8 exons. The record is from RefSeq and is a predicted model, not a curated record. Bases 146 to 1024 code for a protein of 292 amino acids.